Messenger RNA from Cooperia oncophora, 471 nucleotides. Lineage: Eukaryota; Metazoa; Nematoda; Chromadorea; Rhabditida; Trichostrongylidae. The record is from the annotation of a GenBank genome assembly.
AUGACUAUGAAUAACUCUAUAAUGAAUGGAGCAAGUAAACGCUAUUCUGUCGGAAUCGGAUCACCGAACGUUUGGGAAGUGUCCUAUCUGAAUGUUGCGAUGCCCGGUGCCAUCGCUGCUGAUCUCCCUGGACAGGCUCGCACGCUCAUCUCCCUGCUCCACACUCAUUCCGAGUCCGUCAACUUCAAUGAAGACUGGAAACUGCUGAAUAUUUUCAUUGGUGGAAACGAUAUGUGCUCAUUCUGUAAAGAUCAUUCACUGGAACCAGCCGAGUGUGUUCAACACAUAGAAGAAACAGUGAAGAUCAUCUACGACAAUGUGCCGAGAGUGAUUGUCUCUAUCACUGCAAUGCUUCAACUCGAAAUCCUGCGACAGUCUGACAAAGGCAGACUCUUCUGUGAAGGACUCCAUAAGGAAGAAUGCCCAUGUGAAAGUGACGUGAAAGACUUCAACAAUACCUAUUUGGCCAAC